AUGGGUGCUGCGACUACUCAACUCGUCAAAUCUCCAACCGGAUCACCCUCCUGGAAGUUCGACGUCCCCCUCUUAAGCGCGCUCUCCCCGUUCGUCCGCUCCAUUUUACUUUCACCUCCGCCCUCAGACUCUUACUGUUUAUCGAUCAUGACUGAACUCUCGCCCCGCCCCAGUCGUAGCAUGGCUAUCGACUCCUUGCUUAACCCCCAAGGAGAGGCCGACAGUGCAGGCUCGCUCUCAGCCUCGAAACUUGACUAUGCGACUGCGCCUGCGCCUCUAACACCGCAGUACUCGCCUCUCUACCCUCAGAGUCCAACCUACUAUUACUCUCAGACACACCACCAUCAUCAUCAUCACCACUACAAUCCCGGACCCCGGGACCCAUACGCCUCUUACCACUCCUACUCAGCAACUUCCUCGCCAGAGCCUCACACGCGGGACCGCUACUCCUCCGUCUCCAGCAGCACCUCCAGCACAAACGGCCACCAUAGCCAGCACCCGCACAGCGCCAGCAGUUCCGGCCGAGGCCGCGACAGCCGCCGCCGUCUGCCGCGCCCCAAGUACGAGGAAGAGGAAAUGUACUUCAUCUGGUACCACCGCGUCGACCUCAGCCAGGAGUGGAAGGAAGUCCGCGAGUCCUUCAACCGGCAGUUCUCCAACCGCAAGCGCGAGGGCUUCCAGGGCAUCCAGUGUAAAUUCUACCGCUUCAUCAAGGAGAAGAACUGCCCCACGCUGAGGGAGCAGCGGCGUAUGCGCGACGGCGAGUUCAUCUCCGGCCAGACUCCGCAUGCUCUCUCGCAGCCGCCGGCGGACUCGGGCUCCGGGUACGGUGGCAAGCCUCAGUUUGGGGUUGUCGAGUGGAUGGGCGUUUGGUAUCCGUGGAUGAGAGAGGACCGCGAAGAGGUCCUGAGGAAGAGGUUGCCGAGGUGA
This is a messenger RNA of Aspergillus mulundensis, 930 nucleotides long. RefSeq lists its product as uncharacterized. The record is from RefSeq and is a predicted model, not a curated record. Bases 1 to 930 code for a protein of 309 amino acids. The transcript has a single exon. Lineage: Eukaryota; Fungi; Ascomycota; Eurotiomycetes; Eurotiales; Aspergillaceae.